Cygnus atratus (black swan) is the source of this 1679-nucleotide messenger RNA. RefSeq names its product cyclin-dependent kinase 4 inhibitor B-like. Gene Ontology annotation, biological process: negative regulation of cell population proliferation; regulation of cyclin-dependent protein serine/threonine kinase activity. The coding region runs from base 447 to 800 and encodes 117 amino acids. Gene Ontology annotation, molecular function: cyclin-dependent protein serine/threonine kinase inhibitor activity; protein kinase binding. NCBI's taxonomy places the organism in Eukaryota, Metazoa, Chordata, Aves, Anseriformes, Anatidae. The record is from RefSeq and is a predicted model, not a curated record. The transcript has 2 exons. Gene Ontology annotation, cellular component: nucleus.
GGGAGGUAAGGCGAAACGAGGAGUCGGAAUUAGCCAAAAGGAAAAGAAAAAAAUAAAAAAGAAAGAAAAAGAAAGAAAAAAAAAGAAAAAAGGAAGAAAAAAAGGAAGAUAAAAAAGAAGAAAAAAAGGAGAAAAUAAAAAGAAUAAAAAGGAAGAAAAGAAAAGAAGAAAAAAAAAGGAAAAACAAAAAAAAGGAAAAAAGGAAGAAAAAAAAAGAAGAAAAAAAAAUCCUCUCCAAUGAAUGGAGGGUGAGAGGGCCGACUCACCGUCGGGGCCCCGUCGGGGAGGUAUUUCUGCCGCGGCCCCGCCGCCGGGGGCCGCCAGGCGCCCAUGCCCCCCCGGAUAAGGUGCACCGUGCGCUGCCGGCGCCCCCGCCGCCGCCGCCUGGCCCUGGCGCUGGCGCUGGGCUGGCGCAUCUUCCGCGGGGUAGCCGCCGCGCUGCGCGGAUGGGGGCCGCCGCGCCUCGCCCUCAGGCUGGUCCUGCGCAGGAGGCGCCGCGGGAGCCCCCGGCACGGGUGAUGAUGCUGGGCAGCCCGCGGGUGGCCGAGCUGCUGCUGCAGCGCGGCGCCGACCCCAACCGCCCCGACCCGCGCACCGGCUGCUUCCCCGCGCACGACGCGGCCCGCGCCGGCUUCCUGGACACGCUGGCGGCGCUGCACCGCGCCGGGGCGCGCCUCGACCUCCCCGACGGCCGCGGCCGCCUCCCCCUCGACGUGGCGGCGGGGGGCCCCCACGGUCCCGUGGGGCGCUUCCUGCGACGGCUCCCGGACGACCCCCAGGAGGGGGACGCCGGGCGCUAACCGCCGAGACCCCGCCGACGGGAGCCGGCCCUCCUGCAGACGGCGAGGGAAAGGGGAUGUGCGCGUGGGUGCGAAAUUCGGCGUUUUGCCCCCCACCGCCCAGUUCGUGUCGUUCGGGCACGUUUGGCUUUGCCGCUUUGCUCGCUGCCCUGCUGGAUCUCUCUCUCCGGCUGCAUGGAUCUCUCUCUCCCGCCCGGUUUCGAGGCAGAGAUCAUUUUAUGCGUAGUCGCACGUCCCCCUUAGGGCUUUGUAGUUCCGCUGCCCCUUCGGGUUUCUUUCUUACAACCCUUCGAAACAGUGAACGCUUUGGCCACCCCGUUUUACAAAUUUAAUUCGUGCUCAAUUCUUCUUCCCCUACCUCCCUGCUCAACUUCAUACCUACUGAAGAUAGAAUCAGGGAGCUACUACGAUAUAUAAAUAUAUAAAUAUAUAUCAAUAUACAAAUUUAUCCAGGGAAAUCUCUCCCUGUGUGAAAUCAAUCGGUAAUCGCUUACAUAAGCCAAUGCAGAUGACCAAUAUGCAUCGUUUUAACAUUUGGAAAUACUCCCUUGGUUCAGAAGUUCUUGGUAACAAGACCCGUGUUUUUAAGACAGCUUGUGGGGUCUCCAGUUGAGAUAUUUGGAAACGAAAAUAAAAGACCGUGCUCCCUUGUAAACCUGAAUCUCUUCCCACACAUUACCUCUGUUUGCAGUGUGUUUCUUUUAUUAUUAUUUCUUAUUGCCGUUGUUGUUUUUCUACAAGAUUUCCAUCCUCUACCCGGUGUUCAUAGUAUUUACGUGUGACGAGUUCCCUGUUAUUUUUCAACGGCAAAAUAUCAAAGAGGUUGCCUUAAUAAAAACAAUCCUUGUGUUCAACUAUUAAAAGCUCCUGUCUACAGCA